Messenger RNA from Aureobasidium subglaciale EXF-2481, 1761 nucleotides. RefSeq lists its product as uncharacterized. Bases 1 to 1761 code for a protein of 586 amino acids. Gene Ontology annotation, biological process: transmembrane transport. The transcript has 2 exons. The record is from RefSeq and is a predicted model, not a curated record. NCBI's taxonomy places the organism in Eukaryota, Fungi, Ascomycota, Dothideomycetes, Dothideales, Saccotheciaceae. Gene Ontology annotation, molecular function: transmembrane transporter activity.
AUGGCUAAAGAAACGAAAGAUCUGGAGGCCGCGAUCCAUGAUCAGACUAAUCUGGUACCUUUCAAAGAGCGAAUGGUCAUCUUCUUCACACUGGCAUUUUGUAUGUUCCUAUGCUACGUUGACCAGAACGGCAUCACCGUCCUUCUACCCAGUAUCGCAAGAGACUUGAACGCCGCAGAUACUAUCGCCUGGGCUGGUACAUCGGCUCUCAUCGCAAACACUGUAUUCCAGGUUCUCUAUGGUCGCCUUUCUGAUCUGUUCGGACGCAAGAAGAUCUUCGUUGGAUGUUUGGUAUUGCUGGCUGUUUCGGACUUGGUUUGCGGACUCACUCCUACUAAAGAAGUACUUUACGUCUUUCGCGGUAUCUCUGGUGUCGCCAACGGAGGUAUCGUCGCUUUGGUCAAUAUGAUCAUGUCGGAUGUAGUGACUCUGCAACAAAGAGGUAAAUACCAGGGUAUCAUCGGAUCCUUUAUCGGGCUUGGAAAUGCUGCUGGUCCGCUGAUCGCUGCCGCCUUUACUCAACAUUCGACUUGGAGAGGUCUCUUCUAUCUCAAUGCACCUUUGUGUUGUAUAGCUGCGUGUUUGGCGGCAUGGACUUUGCCGCAAAGUAUGCCAAAGGUCAACUUCAGAGACACUAUUCGCAAGGUUGACUGGAUCGGUCUCUUCUUCAGCACUCUCGCAAUCAUCUUGGUUUUAAUCGCAAUUUCUGACGGCGGCCAUAGAACACCCUGGAACUCGGCCGAGACCAUCUCGAUGCUGGUGAUCGGUGGAUUGUGUGCGAUUGCCUUCAUCAUCGUCGAAUGGAAAUUCGCCAAACUGCCCAUGAUGCCUCUCGAAAUGUGGCAGAACAAGUCUGUCGCAAUCAUGCUGGUCCAAUCUUUCUUGCUCGGCAUGAAUUAUUACUCUCUGAUCUAUUACCUACCAUUGUACUACCAAAAUGUCGGGGGCUACGAUGUCAUGAGAUCGGCUGUUCUCAUUCUUCCCCUGGUGCUGGUACAGGCGACUUUCUCCGCACUCGGUGGACAAUACAUGUCCUUCAUCGGUCACUACUUCGAAGUCAUUUUUGUUGGCUUUGCUGUCUGGACUCUUGGUUCGGGUCUUCUUGUCUCCCUGGGAACUGAUUCUCCUGUUGGCCAUAUCUGCGGCUUCAUCAUCAUGGUUGGCUUUGGCUGCGGCUGCACUUUCCAAACAACAAACACUGCGAUGCAAGCCCAUUGCCCAAAAUCCCAGCGCGCCGUCGUUAUCUCGAACAGAAUGCUGCUGCGUCAACUUGGCGGCGCAGUAGGUUUAGCCAUCUGCUCAGCAAUCUCCGGCAACGUUCUGGGAUCCAGUCUUCCGCCGGACCUCCAAUAUAUCGCCGAUUCAACAUUUGCGGUACCUGACUUGAACACCGUCAGUGCCGCUGAUCGAAGAAGUAUCAAUACUGCAUAUGCAAAUGCCAGUCGCACCGUCUUCAUCUUCUGCGUCGCGACCAUCGGAGUAGCAUUUGCGCUUACUAUCUUCAUCAAGGAUAAAGGCUUGAAGAGGGAAGAAGACGUUGUUGAAGAAAAGGCCAGAGAAGCCGAGGAAGGCCAUGAUGUGCAGGAGGAAGCUAUGACUGAGAAGAAGCCGAACGUCAUCACACGCUUCAAGCAAUGGAGAGAUGGUUUGGUGAAGAGGGACGACGCGGCUGUUGAUGGUAGUGCAAGCCCGCCACUUCCACUUGAGGAUAUGAAUGCUAGAGAAGACACGACUUCUAAAAGUUCUGUAGAUUCGAAAUAG